UCAUCUUUGGCCGGAAAGCCUGAAUUCCUCAAAAGGCGCUGCCGCCAUGACGACGGAGCCGAGACGACUGAGAGGGCACAAAGCGGCGGCGACUUGCUGUAUCGCUUCUCGCCCCCGUCCAGGUCUCGUCGCCACAGCCGCGGAGGAUGGAUGCGUUUGCUGGUAUGAUUUACGGUGCAAAGACGUGUUGUUUAGUAUGGAUGUGGGGAAUGGAAACCCUGUUUCCUCUUUAUGUUUUAAGCCAGGAGAUGAAGAUAUCAUAUAUGUGUCUGCAGGAAAUGAAGUCAAAUGCUUUGAUUUGCAUAUGACAGAUUCAUGGAAGCAACUACAAAGUUAUAGCUACAACAAGGAUGAGAUAAAUCAGAUUGCUUGCCACCCCAAAUCCUCUUUUUUAGCUGCUGCAGAUGAUGCUGGAGAUAUAAAGAUCAUUGAUGUCCACCAACGAGGUCUAUACAAAACGUUAAGAGCUGGUCACGACAGUAUCUGCAGCAGCGUUCAAUUUCUUCCAUGGAGAUCUUGGGAAGUCAUCACCGGAGGUCUUGACUCAAAACUUGUGAUGUGGGACUUCUCGAAAGGACGCCCAAAGACGAUUAUGGACUUUGGCAUUGGAGGUGAUGCGGGACAGUUCUGUAACCCAGCUUUCGUCCAUGCUGUAAUAGUGCCUGACCUUGAUAUUGUGGAUAAAGUUGGAAAGAUCUGUGUUACAGCUAGGGGCGAUGGUGUUAUCAAUAUAACUAACCUCGAACCUGAAAUCGCUGCUCUCAAAUCCAAAAUAUCGACUAAGCACAAAAUGGGUACUAAUUCGAAAUUACCAAAAGAUAAUGAGUCCUUGAGUGCAGAUGAAAAGGAUGGAAACUUUCAGUUGGACUACACGAUGGGUGGACACACUAGUGCAGUAUCUUCCGUAACUUUUUCGAUGUUUGGAGAGAAGGGGAAGUUUAUCAUCUCUGGCGGGAAUGAUAAAUCAGUGAAGGUGUGGGAUUGGUUCAAAUGUUCCGAUGCAGGUAGAGCUACUAGCAAUGUUGGUGAUCAUCCUCCAUGUUCUAACAUUAGUCUGAGCAAAAAGGUCAAUUGGCUGUGCACAACUCCAUCUGAUUCGGAGAACCUAGUUGUCUGCGACACAUCCAAAAUCGUAAAGGUUUACACUGUUGGAGAAGUAGAGAUGAUGGAGUCUGGGGUUCCCGUAUGCAACACGUGCGGCGAACAAGUGGGGUUAAAUGCCGACGGUCAAUUGUUUGUGUCGUGUCGUCAUUGUAACCAUCCCGUAUGCCACCAUUGUUUCGACUACGAAAUCAAGCAAGGGCGGAGUUCUUGCGUCCACUGUGGCAUUCCUUACAGUGAUGGUGUGUGUGUUCUCUUUUCACCUUUUCUUUUUCUUAUAACAAAUCAUGUUUUUGCACUGAACGUGAUAUAAUGGGUUAUGUAUUUUAGAACAGACGAGGCGGCAGUGGCUGAAGUUGAAGCAGCAUCUGGAAAUCAUAUGCCACUGGCUGUGUCGAAUCUAAAUCCUGCUCAGGAUGCUGGAAUUCAUGCUAGAAAUUUUAGUACUGUUUCCACAGUGGACAGUGAAUACAACGGCGAUUCGGGAAAUCCGAUAUGGAAGAACAGGGUGGAAAGUUGGAAAGACAAGAAAAAUAAGAAGAAGAAGCCUGCAACAAAAGAUAAAAAAGAAGCCGCGGAGAUUCCGCCCGAGCAGCAGAUGGAGGAAAAAUCACAAUCAGGGGAAGCUGCAAAGCCACUUUCAAGAGUAGUUCCUCUACCGAAGUCUCAGCUGGCACCGUACAGAACCGUGAUCAUUAUGCGACUGAUUAUUCUGAUUCUUUUCUUCCAUUACCGUGUAACGCACCCCGUCGACAGUGCCUUUGGUCUCUGGCUCACUUCCGUUAUUUGUGAGAUCUGGUUCGCGUUUUCGUGGGUGCUGGAUCAGUUCCCUAAGUGGUCUCCUAUAAACAGGGAGACGUACAUAGACAGGUUAUCUGCCAGGUACGAACGCGAGGGGGAACCGUCUGAGCUUGCUGCUGUGGAUUUUUUUGUCAGUACAGUUGAUCCACUGAAAGAGCCUCCUUUGAUAACUGCAAAUACCGUACUGUCGAUCCUGGCGGUGGAUUAUCCGGUUGAUAAAGUGUCUUGUUACGUAUCUGAUGAUGGUGCAGCUAUGCUUAGUUUCGAAUCUCUCGUCGAAACUGCUGACUUUGCAAGAAAAUGGGUUCCUUUCUGUAAGAAAUUCUCCAUUGAGCCACGCGCACCUGAGUUUUACUUCUCGCAGAAGAUUGAUUACUUGAAGGAUAAAGUACAGCCUUCUUUUGUCAAGGAACGUAGAGCAAUGAAAAGGGACUAUGAAGAGUAUAAAGUUCGGGUGAAUGCUUUGGUAGCAAAGGCCCAGAAAACACCAGACGAAGGCUGGACCAUGGAAGACGGAACCCCUUGGCCUGGAAAUAAUUCACGCGAUCAUCCUGGCAUGAUUCAGGUGUUUCUAGGCAAUACCGGUGCACGCGAUAUAGAAGGCAACGAGAUUCCUAGGCUGGUUUACGUCUCGAGAGAGAAGAGGCCUGGGUAUCAACAUCAUAAGAAGGCUGGUGCCGAAAAUGCUCUUGUAAGAGUAUCUGCAGUUCUUACGAAUGCCCCAUUUAUACUCAACCUCGAUUGUGACCACUACGUGAACAACAGCAAGGCGAUUCGCGAGGCAAUGUGUUUCCUGAUGGAUCCUCAAGUUGGGCCCGAUGUAUGCUACGUGCAGUUCCCUCAGAGGUUUGAUGGCAUCGAUAAGAGCGACCGAUAUGCCAACCGCAACACAGUUUUCUUCGAUGUCAACAUGAAAGGCUUGGACGGCAUUCAAGGGCCCGUUUAUGUCGGAACAGGAUGCGUUUUUAACAGACAAGCGCUUUACGGCUAUGGUCCUUCUUCUAUUCCCACUCUACCCAAGACUUCGUCGUCUUGCUCGUGGUGUGGCAGCUGCUGCUGUUGCUGCCGUGGCAAAAAACCCGCAAAGGAGAAAGAUCUCUCGGAGCUUUACCGUGAUGCAAAAAGGGAAGACCUUAAUGCUGCCAUUUUUAACCUUCGGGAGAUCGACAGUUAUGAUGAGCAUGAAAGGUCACUACUCAUCUCACAAAUGAGCUUCGAGAAAACGUUUGGCUUAUCCACCGUCUUUAUCGAGUCAACAAUGAUGGAAAACGGAGGAGUAGCCGAAUCAGCCAAUCCAUCAACGCUUAUAAAAGAAGCAAUCCACGUCAUCAGCUGCGGGUACGAAGAAAAAACUGCAUGGGGCAAAGAGAUUGGUUGGAUAUACGGCUCGGUAACAGAGGAUAUAUUAACGGGCUUCAAAAUGCACUGCCGUGGAUGGAGAUCGAUCUACUGCAUGCCUUUGAGGCCCGCAUUUAAAGGAUCGGCCCCCAUCAACUUGUCUGAUAGGCUGCACCAGGUGCUGAGAUGGGCUUUGGGUUCGAUCGAGAUUUUCUUGAGUAGACACUGUCCUCUUUGGUAUGGAUUCGGAGGCGGUCGACUCAAAUGGCUUCAAAGAAUGGCUUACAUCAACACUAUUGUCUACCCUUUCACUUCUCUCCCGUUGAUCGCCUAUUGCUUGCUCCCUGCUAUUUGCCUUCUAACUGGGAAGUUCAUCAUACCAACGCUAUCGAACCUUGCGAGCGUUCUGUUUCUCGGGCUCUUCCUCUCGAUCAUAGCAACGAGCGUGCUCGAGCUGAGGUGGAGCGGUGUGAGCAUCGAGGCCAUAUGGAGGAACGAGCAGUUCUGGGUGAUAGGAGGCGUAUCCGCGCAUCUAUUUGCCGUUUUCCAAGGCUUCUUGAAAAUGCUCGCAGGCGUGGACACUAACUUCACCGUCACUACAAAAGCAGGGGAGGACGCAGACUUCGACGAGCUCUACGUCAUAAAAUGGACGACUGUUUUGAUUCCUCCGACAACUAUACUUGUAGUGAACUUGGUUGGAGUUGUUGCCGGUUUUUCGGAUGCACUCAACAACGGGUACGAAGCGUGGGGCCCGUUGUUUGGUAAGGUUUUCUUUGCCUUUUGGGUGAUUCUGCAUUUGUACCCAUUUUUGAAGGGUCUAAUGGGGCGGCAAAAUCGGACACCUACGAUCGUUGUAUUGUGGUCUGUGCUAUUGGCGUCGGUUUUCUCUCUUGUGUGGGUGAAGAUCGAUCCUUUCGUCUCCAAAAACGAUGCUUCCAUUGUUGCUCAGAGCUGCAUUGCCAUUGAUUGUUAGAUUGAUGAAAAUCUUACGUUGGAUUUUUAAGUGUGCUACAAUAAUGCAUGAUUUUUUUCUUUUUUAUUUUACCAAUUUUGCCCU
Molecule: messenger RNA, 4297 nt
Organism: Erythranthe guttata (spotted monkey flower)
Lineage: Eukaryota; Viridiplantae; Streptophyta; Magnoliopsida; Lamiales; Phrymaceae
Source: RefSeq, a predicted model, not a curated record